AUGCUCAUGUUAAAAAAAAAAAAGAAAAUAUCUUUGCCGUUAUUCCUUUACUAUAACACUAAUCCUUACGUGUCUCUAUCUCCUCUCUCUCUCUCUCUCUCUCUCUCUCUCUUCAUCCCCCACACACACCUACUAGAACGACCCUCUAUUAGUAAAGACCACCUAGUUUUGCAUGAAGACGGCGUUCGUCACAACAACCGGGAGCGGGAUCCCAACUGCCCGCUUCCCCGUCUUGUUUGUGUUGAGUCAUCACCUUCGUUGUGUCACCACAACCGCCGUGAAUCCACCUCAGUUGACACCCGGCACUUCCACGUUCAACUGACCCCACCCUUCUGUUCAGACGAUGCCGUGACUGUUUUAUUUAUUUAUUUAAUUUUUUUUCUUUCUCAUUUCCGUGUCAUAAUCGACAACGAGAUAGCAGCCAUUGCAUAUGGGGCUGAAUGUGCGUAUCUAUGUAUCUAUCUAUCUAUCUAUCUAUCUCUUUUUCUCUUUUGA
Acanthosepion pharaonis is the source of this 495-nucleotide messenger RNA. Lineage: Eukaryota; Metazoa; Mollusca; Cephalopoda; Sepiida; Sepiidae. The record is from the annotation of a GenBank genome assembly.